CUACAACUCCCAGAGGAACCUUGCGGGGCAGCAGGCGCGCGGCGUAGGUCACCACGGAGAGUGGCGGCGGAGAGGCCAGGAAUGCCCAUGAGCACGUUGUACUUGUUUGAGGAGAGGAAGGAGGUGGGCCUCGAGCUUCUUCUCGCCGCCCGGCGCCUGUGAGGAAGGUUUUUCCUCUGUCAUGAACCUGACAAAUAUGCUGAAGCAGUGAUCUAAUCUAGUUCAUCAGGAGUCAGUGACUUAAUCAUGGACCUAAUCCAGCAUCAUAAGAUGGCAAUGGCUUAGUCCUUGCAACAAAUGUUGAUUUCCAAGACAGUUGUAUAUAGGAGCUGUAUGCUACAGUAUCUCCAGUAUGCUGUUGCCCUCAACCAAAAUGCAGAAAACAUUUCAGCUGGCAUAUAGGACAUCGUCAAUGUUGAAUCGCACCUGUAUAUUUCAGUGCUUGAAAGGACAAUUCUCCUUGCUUCAUAGUAGACAGAAGAUGGCUUCCAUGCCUCUGAGAGUCCAACACCAACAUCUGCAUGCAUCUGUUAGUCUCCUUGUGUCCAAGGAACAGGAACUCUUGGGCAAGGCAUCAUCCCAGCCAGACAACCCUCACAAUAAAGAACUAAAGAGAGAAAAUCCUGCCACAUCACCUGAUAAUGUAGCUUACGGAACCCCUGUACAACCAGAUUCUGUAGAGCUUGAUCCCUUACAAGACAAGUCAAUUAGUCUUGUGCAGAGAUUCAAGAAAACUUUUAAACAGUACGGCAAAGUUCUGGUCCCUGUGCACCUUGUAACUUCCACCCUAUGGUUUGGAACCUUUUACUAUGCAGCUUUAAAAGGAGUAAAUGUCGUUCCUUUCCUCGAAUUCAUACACUUGCCUGAAAGCAUUCUAAAUAUUCUAAAGAAUUCCCAGAGUGGAAAUGCAUUAACUGCAUAUGCAAUGUAUAAGAUUGCAACUCCAGCAAGAUACACCGUGACUUUAGGAGGUACAUCUAUUACUGUGAAGUAUCUCCGUAAGCAUGGCUACAUGUCCACACCACCUCCAGUCAAGGACUACAUUCAAGAUCGAAUGGAAGAAACAAAAGAGCGACUAUCAGGAAAAAUGGAGGAAACUAGAGACAUGAUUAGUGGCAAAAUGGAAGAAACAAAAGAGAGGAUAACAGGGAAAAUGGAAGAAACAAAAGAGAGGAUAACUGAAAAGAUACAAGAAACUAAAGAUAAGGUUUCAUUUAUAAAGAAGAAAGAAUAGGAAGAAGUAGGGGGCAGGAUAUGGUUAGCAAAAGCUAAACAUCUUGACUUUGCAUAAUCUGGACUAUAAACUUUUGCUCUUUGUUUCUGCCUUUUUUCGGGUAUUUGGGGCUGGAGAGAAAGUGCCAGUAAUCAAAGAAAGUUUAUCUCAUCUUCAGAAAUAACAGCAUUUUCUAAUCAUAGGAUGUUAAGAAUAAAAUAGCAACAGCUUUCUGUAUGAUCAGGCCCUAAAUGAUGUUGUAUGGUUUGUCUAGUCAUCAUCAUCAGUUCUGUCUGCAUUUAUAUGGAGAAAGAAAUUAUAUUGUCUUCUCAUCUGAUUGAACUGAUCGUCUUGGUUCUCACACCCAGCAUUUUCAAAGCAAAGUAGUUCAAUGUAUAUGAUUCUUGAUUUGGUGCCAAUAUUUGGUAAAUCAUUUAAUUUUAAUAUUCUAGGAGGAUGGCAUAAUUAUACAACAAGUAUAUUCUGUUCAAUAUUUUUUAUUAUAAAAUAUUGUCUUAAAAUGGAAUCUGAGAGACUGAGUGAAAUGGUACUGAACUUAAUUGUAUAUUUAUAAUGCGGAAUAAGUGUUGCUCAAUCGAACCAAAAGAGAUGAGGAAUUGCAUGUCACAAAUAGAAGUUUUUUUAAAGGGAGGAAAUAAACUUAUCUCUGUUCUUGAAUUAAAUGUUUACAUCUUCAUGCCUAUGUUCAGAGAAAAAGCUAAAUGGUAUUACUGUUUACAGAGAAGAAUCCUAGAAUAUUUCCACUAGAGGCUAUGCAAUUAUCUACUGUUGAAUAUAGCAGAAAAAUACUAGUCUUCACCUCUUCAGAAUUUAUAGAUUCUGACACCCUCCCCCCCGAUUUUUGUUGCUGCUUUUGCAACAUCUUUGUCUGGGCCACAGUAUGUGGCAUUUUAGUUCUCUUGCGGUUCAAACAAGUGGCUGUGGAUAGAUAUGUUAGGGACUGCUAUGUGGCCGUCGGGGCAGCCUCAGGGUGUAUCAAUCCAGCCUAAGCACAUACUUUAAAACUUUAUGAAAUUGUGUGUGUGUGUGUGUGUGUUUCUAGCCUUCUGUCUUCUAUGCUUGCCAGGUUUUGUGUCUUCUGCCUCAUGUUAGUGUCAUAAAGAUUCUUUUUCAGAGAGGAGGAAAGGUGCUGUUGAAUCAGUGAGGACUUGAGAGGCAGCUUCAAGCCUGGCUGUUGCAGUGAUGCUUUCUUUCCAGGUGUCUGGCUAGGUGAAAAAAAGAGGCAGUGGUAGUUGCCUUUUCUUCCUUUUCUCACUUGAACCAUUUUGAUUGAUAGAAGGGAGUUGAGAGAAAGGAAUCUUCAGUGAAAUAGUCAUUUUGCCUGACCAGUUUCAAUGUAUUUUGCUGUUAUGCUGCAAGAAUCAAAGUACCAUUUGCUUUUCUUCUACCCAUGCAUCUUGCAUUGAAAUAAAGGCUCAUGUCUCGGCCAGUUUUAGACCCAUGGUGUGUGCCCUGCCCCAUAUAUUUGAGACAAAACCAUUGACUGGUUGAUUAGUCCAACUAUCUGUUGAUUAGUCCAACUAUCUAAAGGUCUAUUUCUUUUUGAGAUUGGGGCCUGGCAGUUAAGCUGUUCGUGCCAGUCUGAGUAGCUCUCAUGCAGACCUGAAUCUAUCUGAAUGUUACUAAAGGAAUACACAAUGUAUAAUCAAGGAAUAUACAUUAGAAAGUAUACUUUUGAAACUUAGCAUAAAAGCCAUCACAGCAAAAGGAUGCCAAAGAGACUCACAAUGAAAAACCUGGGCUGGAAAUAAAUUACAGAGAACUAAUGUGGGGUUUAAGUUGUUCCUGUUAGCAACUUAAACCUGCAUGUCAGAAAGUUCCCCCAUCAAAUAAAAAUUGUGGACAGGCCCUCUGCUUCAGUAGAAGUUAGCUUUACAUUAAAAAAUGGCAACACUAGAACAGCAUGGAAGAAGCACUGUGAAGACUGCAGCCUGGAAAUAGACAACACAAAAAUAAUUUCCUUGUGACUGCAUGUUCAAGCCAUUUUUUUAAAAUGUAGUCUGACUUGAUGCCAGUAUAUUUAAAAUGAAAUCUUUUCCCCUCCAGUAUUUUUUUUUGUUAGUUCUAGCAAUGACAGCAGGAGCUUAAAGAAAAAUAAAAGGACAAUGCCAGCACUAUCUGCUUGGUGUUACACAACAGCCAUUCAUUUCUAUGACUUUUCCCUGGCUCUCUGCAGCAGACAUACUGAAUGGAGAUGUCGCUGUAGUGUUUGGUGGAGUGGUCUGAGCAACUUCCCAAUUCAUUCCUUAAUGAGUUUGUCCUUGUCUUAUAUCCACUGUGAAUGGAUAUUGCUGAAAUUAAUAUUGCAAGGAGCUUUGUUUGAAUUAAACUACUCAUGUCA
Pogona vitticeps (central bearded dragon) is the source of this 3575-nucleotide messenger RNA. RefSeq names its product mitochondrial inner membrane scaffold 1 (gene MIMS1). Gene Ontology annotation, cellular component: mitochondrion. NCBI's taxonomy places the organism in Eukaryota, Metazoa, Chordata, Lepidosauria, Squamata, Agamidae. The record is from RefSeq and is a predicted model, not a curated record.